AUGCCAGGUGAACGUUUAUUGAAUGUUUUGUGUGCUGUAUGUGGUGAUCGAUCAUCUGGGAAACAUUACGGUAUUUACAGUUGUGAUGGCUGUUCGGGUUUUUUUAAACGGAGCAUUCAUCGACAUCGUCAUUAUGUAUGUAAAGCGCAAGGUGAAUUGAAAGAUAAAUGUCCUGUUGACAAAACUCAUCGAAAUCAAUGUCGAUCUUGUCGAUUGGCUCGAUGUUUCUUGGUCAAUAUGAAUAAAGAUGCUGUUCAACAUGAACGUGGACCUCGUAAAUCAAAACAGAAAAUUCUCAGUGUUUCCAGUAUGAUAUUGCCGAAUUCAAAUGGACAAACCCGACCACCUAUUGCUUGUUCAUCAUCUCCAACAAUAGUCAAUGCGUCAACAACAUCAAUACAAAAUCAUUUUAAUCGAAAACCUAAACUUGUUUCUACACAACAACAUCAACUAUCUUGUUUACCAUCAAUGGACAAUUACAAUUCAUUUCCAACUAUCAUGAGUCAAAUAACAUUAUAUGAAGCAGCAGCACGUCUUUUAUUUACCAUGACCAAUUGGUUAGAAACAGUAUCUUCAUUUAAAAAUCUUCCUAAUGAUGAUCAACGUUCACUUCUUGAAGUUAAUUGGCAUAAUCUGCUUAUAGUCAAUUUAAGUCAAUGGAUGAUACCCAUAAUGGCUAUUCAAUUAACAAACAGUACACUUACACAAACAGAUCAAAUAGAAAUACAACGUCUAUGUGAUUGCAUUUAUAAAUUACGAUCACUUGCAUUAGAUGCCUAUGAAUAUACUUAUGUUAAAACUCUUUCACUUUAUCAAUGUUCAGCUAAAGCAUUAAUCAAUCAAACUCAUAUUGAUGCUUGCCAAGAGCAUGCUCUUUUCGUAUUGCGUACAAGCUUAAUGUCUCAUUCGGCAGUAACAUAUUCCAUGAAAUUCAACCAACUUGUUGGAAUAAUUCAAAUGAUGAAUCAGAUAUCAGCAAGCAGUGUACAACGUAUUUUAUUCCCAAGUAUAACAUCUGAUGUGCCAGUUGGUAAAAUUCUUUGGGAACUUUAUCGAUCAAAACCUAGUGAGCCAACAGCAUAA
This is a messenger RNA of Rotaria socialis, 1083 nucleotides long. The record is from the annotation of a GenBank genome assembly. Lineage: Eukaryota; Metazoa; Rotifera; Eurotatoria; Philodinida; Philodinidae.